Molecule: messenger RNA, 569 nt
Organism: Anoplopoma fimbria (sablefish)
Lineage: Eukaryota; Metazoa; Chordata; Actinopteri; Perciformes; Anoplopomatidae
Gene: rbbp8nl
Product: retinoblastoma binding protein 8-like
Exons: 5
Coding region: 3-554 (183 amino acids)
Source: RefSeq, a predicted model, not a curated record
UAAUGGCAAGAGGUGAUUCGCCCUUAUCCUCACAAGGUGGAAAGAGAGUACAGACGAGCCCUGAGAACGAUGGGAAGGAAAAUCCAUUUUCACCCAAAGCGGUAUCAUCACCACCACCCUCGUGCUCCUGGGCUUCUAGCCCACUGGUAAAACAAGAAGAGGAAGAGCCUACCAGUGACCAGAACCACAAGGUUGUAAAAGGGCAGGAGCAGAAAGAGGAGGUGAAUGGAAAGAUAGACCAAAGCGACUUGAAGAAGGUGCCUGUCCUCACUAUAUCAUUACGUCCAGUAGUGGUGCUGGAGAACCUGAAUCCUGCUCUGCAAGAAUCCUUAUCAUCAAAUGGCAAGUCAUCGGCAUCUGCAGCUGAGCCAGGAAGCAGCGCAGAAGAGCAGGGCGAGGAGGGGAGCGUGUCAGGACAAGAAAGCAACCAGGGUGGCAAGAGGAAGAGGUCAUCGGUGGAGCCAGAAACCGACAGAGACUCGGAAACAGACCAUGUCCAGCGGGAGAGGAAGAUCAAGAUGACGGUGAGAACUGAGGAGAAGAGCUCUUGCUAAAGAGCACGAUACAAC